Molecule: messenger RNA, 2241 nt
Organism: Didymella exigua CBS 183.55
Lineage: Eukaryota; Fungi; Ascomycota; Dothideomycetes; Pleosporales; Didymellaceae
Exons: 3
Coding region: 1-2241 (746 amino acids)
Biological process (GO): regulation of DNA-templated transcription
Molecular function (GO): zinc ion binding; DNA-binding transcription factor activity, RNA polymerase II-specific
Source: RefSeq, a predicted model, not a curated record
AUGGCUACCAGCUCGCAGUACUACAGAAGCGCCAACCCUCACUCGCACUACCAGAACUUCCAGAAUAACCACCACGACCAAGCAUACGCCAACUUCAUUGGAACAUGGCAAGAGAGUAACCACACCACUUACACCGGCCCUUCAUCGGUCCCGUUACUCCACUAUCCCCAAGCCGGACUGAGCCCCGCCUUCCCCAGAGCGCAUCAGCCUUCUCCAGCUCCACAAGCCUGGAGUACUGGUUAUGCGCAACCAAAUGCCCAAGAGUGGAGCACGCCUGUGAGCGACCGUGUGAAUGAGCAAAUAUUCGCACCGGGCUUGGGUUCCUAUGGCAUCGCUGAAGGAGGCGCCUCUGUGCAACACUCGACCCCUAACGUAGCGCGCCCGUACCCACAUCAGCACCAUCAGCAGGCAUCGGCUGCGGAGCACGAACAGCCCCUGAUAUCUUCCGAGAGUGGUCUCAGGGACACAGAACGCUUCACCGCGCUGCGCAUCACCUCUGAAUCCCCUGCAACACCGGUAGACCCACCUUUCGCGAAUCGCGUCCAAAGGCAACACUCGAUCCCUCAGUCCUCGCAUGCGGUAUCGCAACCAAGCGUGGAUCAGACCCACGCUGUGUUGCAAGCGUCGACAGCUUGGGGCAGCGCAUCGACCCUGGCGCCGACCGAACACCAACACUAUGUGGCCCAUACCAGCAGUGCGCUGUCACCCGGUGUAGUCAGUGAGCCGGUCAGUCUUCCUAAUGCACCAUGGCCGACUGAACGUACGCCUGGUAUUGUAUCUGCGCAUAUAGGCUAUGGCCAUAUUCAAACUCAACAACAACAAUGGCCUCUAGCACAGGCUGUCCCGGUACAGAGGAUCUACGAGAUUCAAGACGCACAAGUCGAACAACAGACCGACCCAUCCGUCUACACUCCGGAAACCCGACGACCAAGUGCCAAGAAGAAGGCAGCAAAGGUCCCGUCAUCUUACGUUGAGAGGCAAGAGAAGAUGAAGGUCUCCAAACGUAAAGGACCCUUACAAGAAAAGCAACGAGAAAAAACACAUACAAUGCGCAAGACAAAGCGGAUAUGUGUUCGCUGCAGAUUCUAUAAAUCAGGAUGUGACGAGGGAGACCCGUGUCAGAAGUGCACCAAGAUCGAAGGGCAUGCUCGCUCUUUCCGCGAGCCCUGCUACAGAGAACAUCUCGAGGACACCAGUGUCAUCCGUCGUUGCAAUGGUCGCGAGCAACAAGACGAAGCUGAGUUCCUGGGGUACGACUGGAAACCUGGUAGCCAGCUCUGGGAGAUGGACAUCUUGUGGAACCUACCAGGUUACGGUCGUAUACCGAACGCUCAACCCAUGCGUGUUGCUUUCCGCCCAUACAGUCCAAGGCGAGGCUCGCUAGAUACAGCGACGUCAUUGUGGUCAACUAAAGAGGGUGACGUGUGUGCAGUGGAGCAGCCGGCGUACGCAGUCUACGACACCGCGAACCUAGUCUCUGCUUUCGAGCGCUACUUCUCGAGCCUCCAGCCUGCGAUCGAGGCGUGGAUCUUUGACCGCAUUCAGAACGAUGAAGUAGCAACUUACACAUACCGAGAAGUCUUCCGAAUGCGAAGUGUGCAUGGAUCACGGGCUCUUGACUUGGCUAUGCGGCUGCAGUGUCUGUCAGUUGUGUCUCAGGGGUACGGUACUGUCUGGUCAAACAAUAUCCCGGGAAUACAGGAGUAUGACUAUCGCCACAUUGGGCGAAGUGACUACGAAGCAUACGAUCGGAACUCGCGCGAUCGACCCUUGCCUGGCGCCAUCACCCACCAGAUGGAUGUCGCUGCGGUCAAGUACUUGCGCAAGUUGGAGAAGCUAUUUAUGAAGGAGCUGGCGUCUCUGAUUUUCAAGCCGAAGAUCAAGCCAUGGUAUGAGCUCUUUCUCACCUUUUACAUCAUCUUCUGGAAUCUGGAGUACAUCAAUAAGGGCGCCAGAGGAUACAUGAGGGCAAAGAACGGUACAGUCAUCGAACACGAAGUCAACAACGUCGUCAGCAAUCAGAUUAAGAAAUGGGAGUUCGCGUUUCCGGUCUUGCUGUACCACUGGCGAUGUACGUUACGCGGCUACUCGCCAUUCAAGCUCGCACGUGACAACCCCGAAGAGCUACGAGAGCGCGGGCACAUCGAUGCAGAAGGCCACGCAUACGUUUCUGAAAUGGCAAAGAUCUUUGACAGACUUGGUCCAGGUAGGUUCUUCGACUCCACAGAGUACCCCUCCUGA